ACUAACGCGUGAGGAGACGAGAAAGAGCGAGACUAGGGUAGGGCGGUAAGUCCUGGAAUAUCUUGGUGUUUCCGGGCAAAGUUUCAGGAAAUUUUACACAGUUUGGAGGGUGUAGGAUAAGCAGGCACCAUGAUUGGGGGCCUGUUCAUCUAUAACCACAAGGGGGAGGUCCUCAUCUCCCGAGUGUACCGGGAUGAUAUUGGGAGGAAUGCUGUGGAUGCGUUCCGAGUGAACGUGAUCCAUGCACGACAACAGGUUCGCUCACCGGUGACCAACAUCGCUCGCACCAGCUUCUUCCACAUCAAACGCUCCAACAUCUGGCUAGCCUGCGUCACCAAACAGAAUGUGAAUGCUGGCCUCGUGUUCGAGUUCUUGAACAAGAUGGUGGAAGUCAUGCAGUCGUACUUCGGCAAGAUCAGUGAAGACAACAUCAAGAACAACUUUGUUCUGAUCUAUGAGCUUCUUGACGAGAUUCUGGACUUUGGGUACCCCCAGAAUGCAGACACCAGUAUCCUGAAGACCUUCAUCACACAGACUGGAAUCAAGGCACAAGUGACAAAGGAGGAACAGUCCCAGAUCACCAGCCAAGUAACAGGGCAGAUCAGCUGGCGGCGGGAGGGCGUCAAGUAUCGGCGCAACGAGCUGUUUUUGGACGUGUUGGAGAACGUGAACCUUCUCAUGUCCCCACAAGGCCAAGUCCUGAGUGCCCACGUAGCUGGCAGGAUUGUGAUGAAGAGUUACUUGAGUGGGAUGCCAGAGUGCAAGUUUGGCAUCAAUGACAGACUGGUCCUGGACAAGUCCGGCCGAUCAGAUGACCCCAGCAAAGUUGCCGCCACGCCAGGAAAGACGUCGGUGGCCAUCGACAACUGCACGUUUCACCAGUGUGUGCGUUUGAGCAAGUUCGAGACGGACCACAACAUUAGCUUCAUUCCUCCUGAUGAGGAGUGUGAGCUCAUGAGGUACCGCACCACGAAAGACAUCAGCCUGCCGUUCCGUGUCAUCCCGCUGGUACGCGAGGUCGGGCGCACCAAGAUGGAGGUCAAAGUCGUCAUCAAGUCCAACUUCAAGCCAUCGCUCCUGGCCCAGAAGAUAGAAGUGCGUAUCCCCACUCCCUUGAACACCAGUGGCGUCCAGGUCAUCUGCAUGAAAGGCAAAGCUAAAUACAAAGCCAGCGAGAAUGCCAUCGUUUGGAAAAUGAAGCGUAUGGGUGGCAUGAAGGAGUCCCAGAUUUCUGCAGAGAUUGAGCUGCUGCCAUCAGACAAGAAGAAGUGGUCCAGACCUCCCAUCUCCAUGAACUUUGAGGUGCCAUUUGCCCCGUCUGGCCUGAAGGUGCGUUACCUGAAGGUGUUUGAGCCCAAGCUGAACUACAGUGACCAUGAUGUCAUCAAGUGGGUGAGAUACAUUGGUAGGAGUGGCCUGUAUGAGACAAGGUAG
Branchiostoma belcheri (Belcher's lancelet) is the source of this 1434-nucleotide messenger RNA. RefSeq names its product AP-2 complex subunit mu-like. Gene Ontology annotation, biological process: clathrin-dependent endocytosis; intracellular protein transport. Gene Ontology annotation, molecular function: clathrin-cargo adaptor activity. Gene Ontology annotation, cellular component: AP-2 adaptor complex; cytoplasmic vesicle. NCBI's taxonomy places the organism in Eukaryota, Metazoa, Chordata, Leptocardii, Amphioxiformes, Branchiostomatidae. The record is from RefSeq and is a predicted model, not a curated record.